GCCGGGUGUGUUGGGGGGGGGGCGGGGCUUUAACCCGAGCGGGGCGCUCAGUGUCGCCGCAGCCGCCGGGCGGGACGGACGGACAGACAGACAGACACAGACAGAGACAGACGGACGGAGGCGGCAGCAGCAGCAGCAGCUCCCCGGGGCCUCGCCCCGUAUCGAGCCCGGCCCGGCCCCGCCGCCAUGGAGCGCUGAGCCGGCACCCAGCGCUGCGCACAAAGGACGAGCCGCGAUGCCAUGGCCCCGCCGCACGCCGUGUGAACCACGGCGCUGCCCGUUUUCUUCCUAUUUGGACCUUUAAUUCGCUUAUUUUUAUUUUUUCCUUUUUUUUUCCCCCUCCGUUUUGGACCUUUACAUCUUCGAUUUCUUGACCCGUUCGGACCUCUGCUAUAUCCAUUUUUUUUUUUUUUUUCUCUAUUCGGACCGUAUUUUCUCCUCAUUCGGAUCAUUUUUCCCCAUCUAUAUAUAAUUUUUCCCCAUAUUUGGACCUUAUUCUUAUUCAUUUUUCGGACCUUCCCGUGGUUUUUUUAACACCCCCCCCCCCCCUUCCCCACACUGGCCGCUCACGGGGGGGGGCGGCCCUGGGGGGGCGGCCCGGAGCGCCCCGAACCGCAGCGACCGGAGGAGCCGGCCCGGAUCGUUCUCUGACGUGCACGGUGCGGCUGCGGCCGGCCAGGACUCACGGACCAUGCUGGCGUGCCUGCAGCGAACCCAGAACCCACCUGGGCAGCACCUGGCCUGCCCCAACCCCAACAAGGCACUGGAGCCACGCAAGUGCGAGACGGCAGCACCCAUGCAUUCCCCACGCUACCCCAGCCCCGCUGAGCUGGACGCCUAUGCACAGAAAGUGGCCAACAGCCCGCUGACCAUCAAGAUCUUCCCCACCAACAUCAGGGUCCCACAGCACAAGCACCUUAACCGAACGGUCAAUGGGUACGACACCACGGGGCAGCGCUACAGCCCCUACCCCGUGCAUGCCGGCGGCUACCAGGGCCUCCUGGCCAUCGUCAAAGCCUCCAGCAAAAGCGUGGUGAAGAAUGCGGAGGGCAAGCGGACUAAGCUGUCGCCCGCGCAGGCUGGCGUCGCUCCCUACCCAUCCUCAAGCACUUUAGCCCCAGGCCCCUCCUGUGCUGGCCCACUGAGCUACCACCAGAAGCAGCUGGAGGGCCCCGUGCCCCCCAACGUGACAGUGGCUGGCUCGGCGCUGCCGCUGGCAGGCCGUGGCCUGGCGCUGCCGCCCUCCAACCUGCCCUCCAUCCAGAGCAUCAUCUACCAGCUCAACCAGCAGUGCCAGGCUCAGGCCACACAGCCUGCCUGCCCGGCACUGCCGGCCGCCCACCCCAGCCCGGCCAAGCACGGCGCCUUCCCCACCAUGGCCUCAGCCUAUGCCGUGCUGCCCGAGUGCCGCAAGGGAGCCGAGCUGCCGCUGGGCUCCACCCCAGCAUUGGGGCCGAAAGCGGGGCUCUACCCUGACGGCGUGGACUACCUGCUGUGGCAGCAGAAGCAGCAGCAGCACCUACGGGUGUACAGCGGGGGCAGUGGGGCCCUCAGCAAGUCACCUGAAGCCUGUGCGGCCGCCUCACGACCCUACGGGCCAGCGGGGGAGAAGGUGAGCUCGUCACCAUUGAACUGCAUGCACGGCAACUUUGCGGUGGGGCAGUACUUUGUGCCACCGUGGAACAGCGUCCUGGUGACCCCCACCAGUGACUGUUACAACCCACCGCCUGAGCUGGGCCCUGUGCCGCGCGAGCUCGGCAUGCCGCCGGCUGAGGGGCUGCCCAGCAAGGCGCUCUGCAACACCUCCAUCCUCAGCAGCAGCCUCCAGUCGCUGGAGUAUCUCAUUAACGACAUCCACCCGCCCUGCAUCAAGGAGCAGAUGUUGGGCAAGGGCUAUGAGACCGUGUCUGUGCCAAGGCUCUUGGACCACCAGCACGCCCACAUCCGCCUGCCUGUCUAUAGAUAAGGGGCAGCCGCUGCUCUUCCCAAAGCCAGGAUGGCAGCCAGGCCCUCUGGCACCGUGAGGCCGUUGAGGGGUGAUGGGGUUGGUUGGGGUCGGCUGCCAACACGGGUCCCGCAGGUACUGGCAUGGAACCGGGCUCAUCGAACCGCGUGUGCCCGCUGGAAGCCAAGGAUGAAGGAAUGCUUGUCUUAUAUAGCUCAGAAAUCAUUUUAUUUCCACGAAUGUGAACAGGGAAUCGCUACGAGUUGCUGCUAUCCAGGGAGAGGAGCUCCGCUCUGCGCACGGUGCGGGCCGCAGGCAGGGUCCCUCCGCGCUCACCUUUAGCUGAAGUCCGUAACUUGCACUGCUUUGAUUAAAAGCUCGUAACUGGGGACAGCCUGGACGCUAUUUAAGAAAAAAAAAAAAACACUUGAAAACUUGAACAGAUUUUUCUUUUUUUUUGUUCUUUUUAUUUUUUCAGUUGCCCACAACACGCAUCUUGGGUGCUGGCCUAUGAGGGGGGGAUGAGCCCACGGCGCUGCGCCCACAGCGCAGAUCUCCAAGAGUUUGGAGUUCUUUCUUUUUUCUUUGUUUUUGGGUUUGUUUUUCUUUUCUUCCCCCCCUUUUUCUAGUCCAUUAUCCUUUUGUUCCGUUCUAAAGGCAGGCAGUGUGUAGAACCACGUUGGGUUCUGUACCCAGCCCUCGCACCACAGUGGGAUUGUGGCAGGCUUCUUCAUUUCUUUCUUUCUUUUUCUUUUGAAGCAGCUCAGAAAUGCUGGUUACCCCUCCGCUAUUCACCCUAUGUCAUUAUGUGCUUAAUAGGUUUAUUGGUUUAAAAAUGGCUCUGCGUCACCCAAUGUUUUUCUGAUGAGGCAAGGAAACAAACACUACCCCGAGGAAACCCAAGGUGAUUGUGCUCAGAUAAGAGGUACUGUAUCCCUGAAAGGCCUGUUCAAGCACUAAGUGCAUUUACAAAAUCUCUGAGAAUGUUUUUUUUUAUACUAAAAUCGACCAUUAUAUUCUACUGUGAGAAGUGCUGGCUGCACUUAUAUUGUUUUAAAAAGGAGAGAAAACAAAUGAGAGAGAAAAAAAAAAAAA
Molecule: messenger RNA, 3040 nt
Organism: Coturnix japonica (Japanese quail)
Lineage: Eukaryota; Metazoa; Chordata; Aves; Galliformes; Phasianidae
Gene: FAM222A
Product: family with sequence similarity 222 member A
Source: RefSeq, a predicted model, not a curated record